UUUGCAAAAAUGAAACAAAUCGAGAAAGGAAAUUUAACAAUGAAUAACAGCCGAAGUGUUGAAGAUAAUAGCAAUAAUGUUGGAGGCGGUUGGUAUAACACACGACGACAGUACAGAUCGGUAGCAUUCGGCACUUGGAAAGUAGGUAAUGCUCGAGAUCUGUCCGUCAAACGCGGUGUUUCCGAGGGUGAAGGACAAUUGGCUCGUGAGCUUUCAAGCAUCGGAAACAAAGCGGAACUGGUACAAGAAUAA
This is a messenger RNA of Acanthocheilonema viteae, 252 nucleotides long. Lineage: Eukaryota; Metazoa; Nematoda; Chromadorea; Rhabditida; Onchocercidae. The record is from the annotation of a GenBank genome assembly.